Messenger RNA from Canariomyces notabilis, 180 nucleotides. RefSeq lists its product as uncharacterized. The coding region runs from base 1 to 180 and encodes 59 amino acids. The record is from RefSeq and is a predicted model, not a curated record. NCBI's taxonomy places the organism in Eukaryota, Fungi, Ascomycota, Sordariomycetes, Sordariales, Chaetomiaceae. The transcript has 3 exons.
AUGUGCCCUGAUCUGAAGAAUGUUGACAGUCAGCAGCUUGCCCGGCUUAGGCACGAUGUAUCCAAACCGGGGACUCCAGACAAUGGAAGAAGCACUCUUUGCCGCCCACCGCCUAGCCCACCGCCUAGCCCACCGCCUAGCCCACCGCCUAGCCCACCGCCUAGCACACCGUCUACCUAA